UUUUUUGAUUAACCUACGAUUCCUUCAUCUAUAUAUACAUGAACCUCAAAUCCAUUUAUUUGUAAGCCACAACUUACAAGUCAAUUUCAUCAUACACACAAAUCAAGUCCCAACCAAUUCAGAAUCUAUUCAAAACUGCUUUGUCCAAAGCCCUGUAUACUGAUACAGUGAUACAUAUCAUGGAGAUACAGUUACAGUUUGAUGAUGAUACUUUCUACGCUGAGAUUAGAAAGCAGAUUCUGUUGUUGACAUCUGAAGAUAACGAAGACUUGGCGGAAACAAGACUUUUCGGUUCGGUUGGUGUUGCCAAGGGCGGUUCAACCAGAUCAGUUUAUUACAAGAGUGACUCGCAAAGACCAAGUAAUUUUUGCUCAUGGGAGACAGGAAGCACUGCUGGUUCACCCCCUGAGUGGGUAGUGAACCUGUGGAAGAGUCGGAAAGGGACCGGGGUCUUCAUUCCCCAAGCUGUUGCGUACAGCAAAAACCCAAGACAAGGGACAAUGAAUAGCAGAAGACGAGUUUAUGGAUCAGUGAUGAAUAAGGACAGAAGAAUCUAGACUCUUUCGAGUUUCAUGUUGAGGAUUACAGCUUGCUAACAAAUAAAAG
This is a messenger RNA of Arachis ipaensis, 606 nucleotides long. RefSeq lists its product as uncharacterized. Lineage: Eukaryota; Viridiplantae; Streptophyta; Magnoliopsida; Fabales; Fabaceae. The record is from RefSeq and is a predicted model, not a curated record.